CAAUGGAUUAACCUCGACAUGUCUUUAGGAGAGUAAAAGAACGCACAAUAAUGGAUGCAAAACAAAGUGUAGAUGAGUGGAGAAAGUUAUUUAAGAAUGGAGAAGUUGAUUAAAAUGGAAAUAAGAUAAAAUACAGUCUUAAAUAGGCAGCAGAAAAAGUAGGUGUACCAAAAAAGACAUUAGAAGAUUAUCAUUAGUUAUUAAAGUUUAAUAUAUAAUGAUUAUAUAGAAAAGCAGAAUAAAUCAUAGACUUAAAUGAAGUAAGUGAUAAAAAAAUGGGAUUUUUAAGAAGUCUAUUAAAAUAUUAACACCAACAUUAAUAAAUGCAGCCAGGAGUAUUUUCAGAUGAAGAAAUUAAUAUAAAAUAAGAGGAAAUUGAAGAAUAAAAUGAAGGAUAGUAUCAAUAAUAAUAGGAAUUUAAUAAUUAUGAAGAAAUGAUUGUGGAAGGAGACAUAAAUGAUUUUCAAUAUGAAGAGGAAUAUAUAUAUGGCUUAUAGGAUGUUCAAACAGUAACGAUACACUAAUAAUUAAAUUUUGAUAAGAAAUUAGAAAUUCCAUACAGUGAUUGUGAUGAUUGCGAAACAAAUGAUGAAUUUGAUAAUGAAUGAAUAAUUAUCUAUAAUAAAUC
Messenger RNA from Paramecium sonneborni, 628 nucleotides. The record is from the annotation of a GenBank genome assembly. Lineage: Eukaryota; Ciliophora; Oligohymenophorea; Peniculida; Parameciidae.